Triticum dicoccoides is the source of this 1037-nucleotide messenger RNA. RefSeq lists its product as uncharacterized. The record is from RefSeq and is a predicted model, not a curated record. The transcript is spliced from 3 exons. Bases 1 to 771 code for a protein of 256 amino acids. NCBI's taxonomy places the organism in Eukaryota, Viridiplantae, Streptophyta, Magnoliopsida, Poales, Poaceae.
AUGUCGUCUGAGCGAUCAAAACCCGUCGUCUCGUCGGUUUCCAGAAAUGGCAAAGAGUCAAAGUUCUUUCCAUCUCUUCCCAGAAACCCCAGUUCCCUCCUCGCCCUCAGCGCCUCCUCCCUCCUCUCUGCCACCCGUGAGCGCCCCGCUGAUCAGAAAAGCAAAAGCCAGAGCGCAGCAGAGACCACGACGUGCAGCAGAGGAGGCGGGGCGCGGAAUCGGGCUCAUCGCCGUCAAACCCCGGCGGCUCCGUCGGCGGCGCCCCCGGCCCCUGGGAGGCAGGUCGAGGUGCUGCGCGGCGCGGCGACCGCCUGCUGCGAAUCCCUCCUUCUCGCUCCGGAGGGGACAAAAAUGGUUUUUUCCGCACAGGAUCCUCAGACAAGUAAUUGUGGAAAAGAAAGGCAUGGCAAACCCAUUGAUGGGGAAGGCAAAAAAGUGAGCUGCAAUUACUGCGUUGAAUGGUGGUCGACGCACGGAGCUCGCGUGCCCGACCUGCAGACCCUGGCGAGGCGUGUCCUGAGCCAGACGUGCUUCGGCGCCACCAGGUACAACAUCGACUGGAGCCUGUCGGAGAAGCUGCACGCCGAGUGGGAGGAGAUGACGCCGCCCGAGCAGGAGAGGUUCCGGCACAAGGAGUACGUCCACUACAACCGCUUCCUCGCCGGCGCCGCCCCGCUCCUGCACGGCUCCUCCGUGAAGCAGCACGACAGGGUGACCAUGGUGCUGCACGACUGGAUCAGACCGCAGAAACAGGCCGCUGGUUGCCACUGAGUGACUGCCUUCAGUUGAUGCUUUCGCCUCUCCUCCGUUCUGUUAUGUGUAUGUGUGUGUAUGCUGCUGUAACGGUGUGCAGCAGUGAUCUGUCGGAUGCUCACUAGUGGCACACCCUUGGUACUGUCGUGGUCUGUUAUGUUGUUGAAACCCUGCUGAAUUUCCAAGUUUGUUAUGUUGUUGAAACCCUGCUGAAUUUCUUGAACUCCUGCUGGAUUAGCAAGUUUGUUGUGUUGUUGAAACCCUGGUGAAUUUCAAAGUUAUUA